This is a messenger RNA of Miscanthus lutarioriparius, 402 nucleotides long. NCBI's taxonomy places the organism in Eukaryota, Viridiplantae, Streptophyta, Magnoliopsida, Poales, Poaceae. The record is from the annotation of a GenBank genome assembly.
AUGGAUAGAAGGCCUGAACCUGAUGUGAAUAAGAAGCUGAGUGCUGGCAUUGCUUCUAUCCUGGAGUCAAAGCUGUCCGUACCCAAGUCGCGCUUCUACCUCAAGUUCUAUGACUCAAAGUUGUUUGAUCAACAAUUUCAAGUAGAAGUUCAUAGAAGCUUGAGUAAGGAAACACAAUUUCUUGCAGCAAGCUAUGAAAGUACCAAAACUGCCACACCAACCACAGUGACUCCUCUAGUGGGCCAAGGAAAAGUUGUUGAUGAUGAUCAACAAAAUAUUGUUGUGCAGAAAUGCCCUGAGAAUUAUGAUUGUACAAGUGGUAGCAACAUCCAUUCUACUAAGGAUAUGGUGGUUUCUGAGUCUACAUUGCACAAAUUAGUGGAAGGACUCACAGUUUCCUGA